Aspergillus candidus is the source of this 525-nucleotide messenger RNA. RefSeq lists its product as uncharacterized. Lineage: Eukaryota; Fungi; Ascomycota; Eurotiomycetes; Eurotiales; Aspergillaceae. The transcript is spliced from 2 exons. The record is from RefSeq and is a predicted model, not a curated record. The coding region runs from base 1 to 525 and encodes 174 amino acids.
AUGUUCUGUCUGAGGAGCUGGCUCCCCCUCCUCUUCAUCCCCACAAACGCCUCCCCCCUCUUCAUCCUCUCCUUCGUCACCCUCACCUACCUCCUCCACCGACCAUGCAUCUACUGCUCCGCCCUCCUCCUCAUCCUCUUCCUCUCCUCCUGCAACUGGUCCGACCACUGCUUUGUGGAUCUCCGCUCUGACUGGUUCUCACCACGCUUCCCUUCCCCGUCUUCCUCCUCUGAUCUCAUCUCCGCCUCCUCCUCCGGGGCUGCCGCGACAAUGACCUACCCCAACAGCGACUCCCUCGCCGGGUUCGUCUUCGACUCGAUUAAUUCCACGACGAAGGCCUUGGCAGGUGCCGCUAUGGAGGAAGCGCAGCGUCGGUUUGCGGCGAAUGGGUCGUCUAUCGCUGCUGCGGCGGCGGCUCUCCCCGCGCAGGAGGAGUGGACGGGAGUUGGGUUGGAGUGGUUGAGGAGUUUGUUGGGGAGACGGGAGUGGACGCUUCCUUGUGUGGAUGUUAAGGUUAGACUUUAG